UCCCUCAGGGGCCCUUUAAAUCGGAUCUCCAGCGAGAGAGAAAGCGAGCGACUCGGUGCUGUCUGCGCCGCAGCUGUGAGCAGCGGACACGCUCCGUCUGUCCUUCCUCCUCCUCCUCCUGCAUCCGUCCAUCCGUCCAUCCGUCCAUCCCGGCCUCAGAUGCGCCGACAUCCCGCGUGGAGCUCGGCGUCGGAGCCUCACACGAGGAUGAAAAUGCUGCGCUUCCGCAGCCCCAGCAUCCGCUCCCUGGAGAACCACCACCAGGCGAUCCCGUGCACCAUCCGCCUGCUGGACGACUCGGAGAUCUCCUGCAGCAUCCAGAGAGACACCAAAGGGCAGUUCCUGUUCGAGCACGUGUGCAAUCACUACAACCUCCUGGAGAAGGACUACUUUGGUAUUCGAUAUGUGGAUCCGGAGAAACAGAGGCACUGGCUGGAGCCGAAUAAAGCUGUGGUUCGACAAAUGAAGUCUCUGCAGCCCUUCACCAUGUGCUUCAGAGUCAAAUUUUACCCACACGAACCCAUGAAGAUCAAAGAGGAGCUUACAAGGUACCUGCUGUACCUCCAGCUGAAGAGAGACGUCUACCACGGUCGUCUCCUCUGCCCCUUCGCGGAAGCCGCACAUCUGGGGGCGUGCAUCGUGCAGGCCGAGCUGGGCGACUACGACCCGGAGGAGCAUCCGUCCGACUACAUCAGAGACUUCAGGCUCUUCCCCAAACAGUCGCUCAAACUGGAGCGCAAGAUCAUGGAAAUACAUAAAACUGAGCUCAGGGGUCAAUGUGUUGCCUUAGCGGAACUCAACAUGCUGCAGAGGGCUCACUACCUUGAAACGUACGGCGUUGACCCUCACCCGUGCAAGGACUUCACUGGCUCCACGGCCUUCCUCGGGUUCACAGCGACCGGUUUCGUGGUCUUCCAGGGAAACAAGAGGAUCCAUCUACUCAAAUGGGCUGACGUCAGUAAGCUCAAAUUUGAAGGGAAAACGUUUUACGUCAUCGGGAUCCAGAAAGAGAUCUCCUUAACAGGCAGGAUACACUGUAACAGGAUGAAGAAACUGGUGUUGACGUUUCACACUUCGACCCCCGCAGCGUGUAAGCACUUGUGGAAGUGCGGCGUUGAGAAUCAGGCCUUUUACAAGUGUGCAAAGUCAAGUCAGAUUAGGACCAUGUCCAGUAGCAACAUCUUCUUCAAAGGCAGCAGGUUCAGAUACAGUGGAAGAGUAGCCAAGGAGGUGAUAGAAGCCAGUUCUAAGAUCCAGAGAGAUCCACCUGAGGUGCGCAGGACGCAGUUCGGUCAGAGUCGAAGCUUUAGCUCUUUGAGCCACAAGAACCUCAUCAUGAACAUGGAACCUCUGGUACCAGCGCUGCCCUCCACCAAGGAGUACGACGAGACGGCCACGGAAAACGGCUUCGUUGCCGCCAAGGACUCGUCGGCGCCGACUCCCCUCCCACCUUCGGCCGCUCCCGCCGACCAACAACCGAGCGCGGAUGGAGCCAACUGUUUGUCGGAGCUGCCUCCUCCUCGCGUUGCCACGGAAACCUCAGGCAUCCGACCUCCGACCCCCAAAGCCGGAAGUGAAACGGACGAGGCCGACGGAGCGCGGACCAUCUCCGAGCUGGCCUACAGUCCUUGCGCCAGCAUGCUUCCCACCCCGGUGGACGAGUGUCAAGGAGGAGUGGACCUGCUCUUCUCGUCGCCGGUCCAGAGCCCCGCCAGGCUCCUGAGGGAGCUUCACGCCGACCCCGACAUCCAAGCCCAGCUGGAGGCCGAAAGAGAGCGCGACCGGGCCUUCGAGCGCACCCGUCUGGCCGCGAGGGGCGGCGGCGUCCUGAGCCUGCUGUCGUCCAACGCCCGGCUCAACGCGUGCGUCCUGAGCGUGGCCCGACUGGUCGGCGCGCUGACCGGCGUCCUGUUGGUUACCGUGCCCACGCUCCUCCUGCUGCUGGAGUCCGACCUGGACAUGUCCUUCCUCCACGAGAUCCGCCAGACGCCGGAGUUCGAGCAGUUCCACUACGAGUACUACUGCCCGCUUCGCCGCUGGAUCGUGUGCAAGGUCAGCAAGGCCGUGGAGAACCUGUGGUCGGAUUAAACGCGGGACAGGAACGCGCGAGGACCGCGCGGCGACAAAAGGGAACGCAUCAAUCACUUCAGGGAGAAAGUCUGUCUGGUACGAAGCCUCAAACGUGACUUGGGGGGAAGGCAAAUUUGUGGUUGCAAAUUGGGUCUGAUAUCAUUCUCGGGUAAAAUUUGGACAUCUGGGAAAGCAAAGUGGCCCAAAAAUCUAUAUUUAUGCACAGGCCCGGACUGGACAUUGCGGCGCCAAGAUGUAAUACGAACACCAAAUGCGAACAUGUGGUCACAAAUGAAGUACAGCUUGUGGACAAAAUACCAGUUUCUGGCCAGGAAUUCGCAUUUGUGGGCACAAAUCAGCAUUUUGGGCACACGUUAUACCUCCCAUAGAGCUCUUGCACCUACGUCAUCGAAUCACGUCACUGGCCAGAAGUGCCGGUCAAACAAAGCAUUGUUCAUUGCGAAGUUGGUCGAAGACGGCACGAAAAUACGUCUUAUAGCACGACACCCAGAGUUUUGUCCGAUACCGUUAAAACAUUUAGAAGGUGAUAAUAAACGAAAGUACGUGGAAAAAUGAGAGACACUUGGCGAAGAGGACCCAUAUUCUAUGCCAAAAUCGAUGUUUUCGCCGAUAAGAAAUUGGACCGUUAACCCGCUUCCAC
Syngnathoides biaculeatus (alligator pipefish) is the source of this 2731-nucleotide messenger RNA. It is a transcript of the gene frmd3, whose product is annotated as FERM domain containing 3. Gene Ontology annotation, cellular component: cytoskeleton. The record is from RefSeq and is a predicted model, not a curated record. The coding region runs from base 160 to 2088 and encodes 642 amino acids. Lineage: Eukaryota; Metazoa; Chordata; Actinopteri; Syngnathiformes; Syngnathidae. The transcript is spliced from 17 exons. Gene Ontology annotation, molecular function: cytoskeletal protein binding.